CAACAACAAUUUGCGUAAACAACGUGAGUUCAACAUGGAGCUGGUUGUUUAUGUAACAAUUCUACUGGUGCAGCUACUGGUGUGUGAUGGCAACAGGUUACUGAAGCUUGGCUCACCAGAGGAGUACAUGAAUAUCUGCCUCAACGGAAUCAGCCAUAAGACAGCUCCAGGUCCAGAGUCAAAACUCUUUGAAAAGUGUAAACCAUGGAAAGAUCACAGUUGUUGUACAGAUAAGGUUGCAGAGGAAAUACAUGUAAACCAGACUUGGUAUAAGAUGGACUGGAGUCAUUGUCCAAACCAACCCCUUUCGAAGAAAUGUCGGGGCAGAUUUAUCCAAGACCUUUGUUUCUAUGAAUGUUCACCAAAUGUUGGCCCUUGGUUAGUCCAGGUGGAUGGUAUGAAGAUUAGAAAGGAGAGAUUUGUAGAGGUGCCACUGUGUCAGACGGAGUGCAAUGCAUGGUGGGAAGAUUGUCAAGAUGAUUACACAUGUAUUGAAAACUGGUCGAGGGAAUUCAACUGGUCAUCUGGAACACCACAGUGUCCGCUUGGAUCAUCAUGUAAAAAGUUUAGUGAAAUAUACAAGAAUUCUUCCGACUUCUGUGAGAAGGUGUGGGAUCAUUCGUGGAAGGUUGUCAAUGACACGACUCCCGGCGGCUGCUUUAUCAUGUGGUGGAAUGAAAAUGCAGAGAAUCCAAACUAUCAGAUCGCAUACAACAAAGCAAAACAGAUUGUCUCAGGGGCAUCCAGAAUUACUCUCCAUUUUAUUGCACAGUUAACUAGUAUUAUGGUUUUUGUUAGUAGUUUUUACAUGUUAUGAUUUUAAUUUGUUAAAGUUUACAUAUCUCAAGGUUUCAUUCAUUGAUCCGUUUAUGAAACAUGAGAAUCUCAUGAAUAUUUUCCUCUUGUGUAUUUGCAGAUGAAGCAGUCGUGUUAUUUGUUAUUUAGUAUGUAGAUUAAAAAUUUACAGAGUUUUGUAAAUGAAAUUGUUUGAACAUUUUGACUCAAAAUUACAAGAAAGAAAAUCUUUAAAAAUGUAAUACUAACAUAGAAACUCAUAUUGAAUGUUCUAAGAAUUCAUAGAGAAUAAAAUGCUUACUGAUUAAUGGUAAACUAGACCAAAAUUUCAUAUUUGAAAAUAUGAACAAUUACUACACAAAAAACCAUAAAAUCAACAAGUUUAUGUGUAUAAUCAAUGCUAUGUAUUAGGUUUAAAGUAGUACAUUGUACAGGUAUAGCUAAACACCAAGAACGAGAAGAUUUUUUUUUUUUUUUUUUAAAUGACUGUUGCUGCAUGACACUUAAUUAGAAAUGUAGCUCUACAUACACAGUCAAUCUACAUAUUCAGUAAAGUUAAGUACAUUUGAUGAGAUAUUUCUGCAUUUGAAGUAAAUAUCUGAAGAUAAAAUAUUAUAGUGAAAGAUGGGCAUUGGAUAUUUUUAAAAGGAUAAUAUUCAUAUACAGUGUACAUGUAGUAAAUCAUAAAAAAAUCAGGUGCAGUGUAUCUGUAUUAGGUGACUUGAGGACUGCUUCUACAUGUUUUUGAUGAAAGUGGCCUUUUUAUUUUUUAUUCCUGUCCUAGAGCUUAGUGUGUGAUUGAUUAUGUACAUUCCACAUUACCUUACCUAAGUGUAAAAGUACCUGCUUGCUUAUGUUUUAAUCGGAAAACCAUUUAUAUGCAUAACUUAGAUUUUUCAGUUUUGAGUUGCUUAUUUUGGAAGAAAUGGUUGGUCAGUAGGAGUGAUAUUCACGCAGUAAUAGUAAAUAUUUUGAGUAUUUAUACCUCCAUCAUUAAAAAUAUGGGGCAUAUAGUGUUACCCAUGUUAAUGUGCGUGUUUAUGUGCAUGUGUACACGCACGUGCAUUGGUUUGUGAGUCUAUGUGUUUACGUUUCUGUAGGCAUAAAAUUGUGCUUGACCAGUUACUCUUUUGCAUUGUCUGAUAUGAAACACUUUGACACAAAUAAUCACCAUAGCAAGAUAUGUUCCAUGCAAAAUUCAGACCCAAAGCUAAAAGGUCAAGGUCACACUAAGAAGGAAAAAAUUUAAGGUAAUUUUACUUGUCUGAUGUAAACUUUUUAUGUAUGAAUAGAUAUUGAAAUUAUUUGGCACAAACAUUCACUGUAACAAUAUGACAUGUUGAAUUCAAGACCCCUACCCCUACCUGAACUGGCAAUGUCACUCUUGACGUAAAAAGGAAUAUUUAGUUUUCUUGUCCCUGUUAUAGCAUUUUUAUGCAAUAAUAUUCAGAUAUCUGGGCACAGAAGUUUUCGAUAUCAAAACAACCUGGGCCCAGUUGUUCGAAACUUUAACAGACUGUUAAACUAAUCGUCUGUUAAAUCUUGAUUCAAAAUACUAGUUUUGGUGGGAAACACUAGUACGGUGUUUUAAUUUUACUGUAAAGACGUUUUAAUGUUCAUAAUCCUUAAAUCAUACAUUUGUUUUUCUGAGUUUUCAAAAAUGGUGAAAUAUUACUUUAAAAGUUAAUCGACUGUUAGCUUAAUCAACUGUUAAAGUUUCGAACAACUGGGCCCUGUUGUGUUCUAGACUUAUACGCCGACUUGAAAGGUUAAGGUCACACAUAGAAGUAAAAAAAAAUUGUAUCAUUUUUCAUGUAAAUGAUCUUUAACCUUUUCAAGAAUGAAUGGAUAUUCAAAUAACUAGACACAAACAUUCGCCUUAAUAAGCAUUGGUGUAUGAAAUACCUUGACCCCUAGCUAAAAGGUCAAGGUCACUGUUAGAGGUCAAAGAUUUUAUGCCUGUAACUUUGGUAUGAAAGGAAUGAUAUUAAUACAAAUUGGUUUAAGCAUUCACCAUUACUAGAUGACCUGUGACAUGUAAGACAUAGACCGCUAGCUUGUGUGUCAAGUGCAGACUUAUACACCAAAAUCAAAGGUUAAGAUCACACUUUGAGAUCAAAUAUGUUAUGUCCUAGUGUACAAUUGUUAUAUGCAAAGAAUAAUCAAAUAAGUUAGUAAAACCUCACCAUAACAAGACAGUGUAGUAUUGGUGAAAUAAAUAUAUAUGUUUUUUUUCAGUCAACAACCCAGUGUACAUGUUUUAUUGUCAAAGUGCCAUUACUUAUAAGACUCACUUUUCGAAGUUGUGACAUAAUAUAGUCAUCCAUGUCUUUUAGACACAUUUCUAGUUCUGAUUAAAAAAAUGAUUUAAAGGCUAUGAUUUUUUUUCAGCUAUUUUCAGAACAAUUUCAUUUUUCAGAUGUGAAAUUUUGAGUUUAGAAAUAGUCUGGUGUUCAGUUAUUUUCAAAUGAGUUUGACAUUUGAUGGUUUUGACCAGAAUGACUGUACCAUGUGGAUAUGAUUCACAGAUUUCUGAUUUUUGAAAAGGAAAAACCUGAAUGAGAAUUCUAUUUUAGAUUUAUUUUAUUUUUGAAUUUUAUUUUGUGGUAUAAUUUUAAGGUUUGAGUGAACUUAGAGUUAACACUCAAAGAAUAUUUAAUUUAAUGGUUUCACAGUAACCUUUAUUCCUGUGGCGUAUUAAGUGUUCCAGAUGGUAUAAUAUACUUAUGUUGUUAUUUUUUGUAUGUAGGGUCUGUUAUAUGUUAUGGUUUGCAGUGUUUUAUUUUUAAGCUUGCCUGACCCAAAGGUUCAGGAUGAACUAUUAUGAUGGGGCUGUGUCCGUUGUCUGUUGUUUAGUCUUUAACUUUAAGGACCACGUGAUAGAUCUUCACCAAACUUGGUCAAAAACAUCUAUGCAUUGACCUCUCAGAAGGUUGUUCAAAUAGUUCACAAAAUAAUAACCUCGCUUCAAGAUAUCAACUCUAAAUCCAGGUACGGGGAGACUUUUUUUAGCUGCCACACGGCACUUAAAGAUUGCUGUUGUGAUAGUUAAUAAAAUCUGUAAAACCUUUUUCUCAUGAAAUGCUUGCCUUUUCAUGAUACAGUGUAUCAUGACAUAGUUAAGGUCAAAUGGUCAAGGAUAGGUGAGUGAUUUAGAGCCAUCAAGGCCCUCUUAUUUCGGUUUCUCAAUUCAGUUUUCAGCUUUUUUGGUUUGUUAACUUGUCAGCUGAUUUUAGCUUUUUAUAUGAAAAUAUUGUACAUAAUACGUUGUGCUGUUGAUAUUGUAUCAUGUAAUUUUAACUAUGUUCAUAUAUUGGAUGAUACUGACAGACAACGGUUUUGUUGAAGUGAAAUUUGUGUGACAGCACAGAGAUGGCUAUUGAUGUCUUAAUCACUCUUACAUUGAAAGAAAAUGGAUAAAUAUCCUUUACAUUGGAGAGAAGAAUGUUGUUUGUUAUACCUGGUUAGCUCAAUACACUCGAGAUCCUGGUGCUACAAUAUUUAAAAAUAUUUUGAGGGAGAUCUCGCAGGCAGAGACUAUUAUUAGUUGAAAUUAUUAACCACUGUUGAAACCAAUAUUGAGCUGAAAAAUUUUUUGUAACCAUAUUGUUUUUGCAUAUAUUUGAAGAUUUUUACACUGGAGUGAAGUGACCUUUUUAGCUCACCUGAGCACGAAGUGCUCAAAGGUGAGCUUUUGUGAUCGCCCUGUGUCCGUCGUCCGUCAGUCGUCGUCAACAAUUUGACUGUUAAUACUCUAGAGGACACAAUUUUGGCCCAAUCUUAAUGAAACUUGGUCAGAAUGUUACUCUCAAUUAAAUCUUGGACAAGUUCGAUAUUGGGUCAUCUGGGGUCAAAAACUAGGUCACCAGGUCAUAUCAAAGGAAAAGCUUGUUAACACUCUAGAGGUCACAAUUUUGGCCCAAUCUUAAUGAAACUUGGUCAGAAUGUUACCCUUAACAAAAUCAUGGACGAGUUCGAUACUGGGUCAUCUGAGGUCAAAAACUAGGUCACCAGGUCAAAUCAAAGGAAAAGCUUGUUAACAUUCUAGAGGUCACAAUUUGGGCCCAAUUUUAAUGAAACUUGGUCAGAAUGUUACCCUCAAUAAAAUCUUGGAUGAGUUCGAUAUUGGGUCAUCUGGGGUCAAAAACUAGGUCACCAGGUCAAAUCAAAGGAAUAGCUUGUUAACAUUGUAGAGGCCACAUUUAUGACUGUAUCUUCAUGAAACCUGGUCAGAAUGUUAAUCUUGAUGAUCUCAAGGUCCGGUUUGAAUCUGGGUCAUGUAGGAUCAAAACCUAGGUCAUCAGGUCAAAUCAAAGGAAAAGCUAGUUAACACUGUAGAGGCCAUAUUUAUGACUAUAUCUUCAUAAAACCUGGUCAGAGUGUUAAUCUUGAUGAUCUCAAGGUCCAGUUUGAUCUGGGUCAUGUAGGUUCAAAAACUAGGACACCAGGUCAAAUCAGAGGAAAAGCUAGUUAACACUGUAGAGGCCACAUGUAUGACCUUAUCUUAAUGAAACUAAGUCAGAAUGUUAAUCUUGAUGAUCUAUAGUUCAUGUUCAAAUCUAGGUCAGUAGGGGUAAAAACUAGGUCAUUAGGUCAGAUCAAAGGAAAAGCUUGUUAACAAUCUAGAGGCCACAUUUGUGACUGUAUCUUCAUGAAACUUGGUCAGAGUGUUAAUCUUGAUGAUCUUUAGGUUAAGUGCGAAUCUGGGUCAUGCAGGAUCAAAAAUCUAGGUCACCGGGUCAAAUCAAGGAAAAGCUUGUUUACAGUCUAGAGGCCACAUUUAUGACUAUAUCUUCAUGAAACUUAGUCAGAAUGUUAAUCUUGAUGAUCUCAAGGUCAAGUUCAAAUCUGGGUCAUGUGGGGUAAAAAACUAGGUCACCGGGUCAAAUCAAAGGAAAAGCUAGUUAACACUUUAGAGGCCACAUUUAUGACCAUACCUUAAUGAAACUUGGUCAGAAUGUUAAUCUUGAUGAUCUUUAGGUCAGUAGGUCAGUUGAGUGAUACAGGGCGUUCAUGGCCCUCUUGUUUUUAAAAAAUAUUUGUCUCUCUUGUUAUACUGAAAAUGUUUUAUGUUUUGUAUUUGUGUUCAGUGUGAGGUGCUAAAGUGAUAUUUGUAAUGUUGGGCAUUUAUAGGUAUUACAGCUUUACAUUGAAAAUAGUAAAGUUUAGAUGGGUAAAUUUUAGUAAAUGUAAAGCUAAAACAUAAGAACUGUUUACAUUUUAUUUGAUUAUUGCUGUUCAGAUGUGUUCAUAUAAAUAAAAUGGGUAUAUUCAACAUUUUACUCAAGGAAUAUGGCAUUAUUAAGUUAGUGAAAUCUAAUGCUUUUACACGAAUUACAAUAUUUAAUCUAGUUUAGUUUGGACAGAUUGUAGUAUUGUAUAGCACUAAAAUACUGGUACCAGCUUUUAAAACUUUUUUUUUUAUUUUUGCCUUAAAUUUUUAAGACUUUUGAAAAAUGCAAAUCUAUUUUAGAAAUAUCAUUUUCUUUUCCUUCAUCAUAUUUGCUAUAAAGUAAGAGGACACUACUCACAGUAGUAAUCUACCCCAAAGCAUAAUCAAAACUAAUGUCUGUCUGAUCUUAGAUAGAUUUUUCACAUGUUGUAGACGGACUUCAGUUAUUAUAGGUAACUUGAAUACUUAGGAACAAGUUUACACUGUACACAUGUUAAAGUAACAAAAUUAGCUUAGUAUGCUAUAUAUGCUGCUAUCUGUAAAUAUACUUCAAAAAGUCAACUUUAUGAAUUUUAAAAAUUGAAAUUAUGAAUUGCCCCAUGAGUUUCUGGGACAACGUGUUUCCACUGCAUGAUUGUAAGACGUGGCUAACAGGGAUAGAAUACCUGGCUUUGCUGUAUCUUUUGAUUCCAGAAGGUAUUCAGAUUUUAAUUUGAAACUUGAUUUUUAUUCAGAUAUAAAUGUGAUGAGAAAGCAAAGUCUGGUUUGGCACCACAUAACCUGUACUGUGUAUGUGCACCACAUAACCGUACUGUGUAUGUGCACCACAUAACCUGUACUGUGUAUGUGCACCACAUAACCUGUACUGUGUAUGUGCACUGUAAAACCAAGAUCUACAACUAUGAAAUAAAUUUGCCCUUGUCUGUUUGUUUUGCAUUAUGUUGUUUUUAUUUCAUUAUUUGUAUGAUCAGUAAAAUGACCACUGUAACCAGAAUACUGGUAGUUAAAUGCUGAUUGGUUUUCUUCCACUUAAUGUAUCACUUGCGUUUGUUUAUGUUUUACUGUAUAUAUUUACUUCUGUGCAUAAUACAUUGGCAUGAACAAAAUGUUACAAAGAGGAAAUAAUCUAAUAUUUUUGUACUUUGAAAGUUUGAUCAGUUUAUAUUUAAGAUAUGAAAAAAAAACUAGUGCACGCCACAAUUGUUAUUUGGAAAUCCUGAGUAUUUUAAGUCAAACAGAAUAUGCAAGAAUGUUCCAUAAUUUAUAACAUAAAGUGCAAAAAAAUGUUCCAAAGUUUAUAAGACAAAGUAAUGACUUUGCAUGGAAGAUUGUAUCUUAGUUUACAAAAAUUAUUGAGGAUUAAUACUGAAUUUUGAUGUCAAGCGCAUUUUGGUUUGUUGGUUGUUAAUAUACAGGAUUCUACUUGAAAAAAAAGUAAAUAUACUCCUGUAAUUCUUUCGAUUUUUCAUGUGUUGCUCAGAACAUUUAUUGGUUUAAAUAAGAAUUCAGUAGUCACUUGUAUUGAAUUUUAAUAUCAGUCAAUAUUUAUUUGUAAUUUUUGAUUGAACAUGGGUUUUAUUUGACAAGUUAUUUGUGGUUUCAUAUUUAUACAUCUUCUAGUUUAAGAUUGUCAUGUUUUAUUCGGACAAGUACAUUGUAUAUAGUGUGUGUAGGCUGAAGAUCUCCAUGUAUACUUUACACAGAACUACAAUCAUAUGACUAAUAUAUUUCAUACCCAGAUGAAAAAUUACUGUAUUUA
Messenger RNA from Mercenaria mercenaria, 7727 nucleotides. Its product is annotated as folate receptor alpha-like. NCBI's taxonomy places the organism in Eukaryota, Metazoa, Mollusca, Bivalvia, Venerida, Veneridae. Bases 35 to 817 code for a protein of 260 amino acids. The transcript has 5 exons. Gene Ontology annotation, molecular function: signaling receptor activity. Gene Ontology annotation, cellular component: external side of plasma membrane. The record is from RefSeq and is a predicted model, not a curated record.